GAUAACGCGGUUAUUCUGCUCACAUCUGUGUCUACUACAGUGUAUCAAAUCAUCUGUGUUGCUGCUGAGAUGUUUGGUCUUUUGUUCUUCGUGCUGAUGGCGCACACCGCUUAUGGAGACGUGAGCUAUUCUUUCCCGGAGGAGAUGAAACGCGGAUCUGUGAUUGGGAAUAUAGCGAAGGAUCUCGGACUGGAUGUGAGCAGAUUAUCAAAUCGGGAAGCGCGAAUUGAUAAUGAAGGUAACAGCAAACGAUUCUGUGAGAUAAAUAUCAACACUGGAGAGCUGACCGUCGCGGAGAGAAUCGACCGAGAGGAGAUUUGCGGAAAGAAAGCUUCAUGUGUUAUUAAACAGGAGCUCGUGCUGGAAAAUCCUUUAGAAUUGCAUCCCGUGAGUGUCUUCAUAUCGGAUGAGAAUGACAACUCUCCUCAGAUAUUAUACCCCUCUCCGGAAGGAAACUCCUUCAUGACCGAGAUGGUCCCCAAAACCGCGCAGGGGCGCUCCCUGGUCUCCAAGGUGAUCGCCGUGGACGCGGAUUCUGGCCAGAACGCGUGGCUCUCGUAUCACAUCAUUAAAGCGACUGAUCCGGGACUUUUCACUAUCGGUGUCCACAGCGGAGAGAUCAGGACGCAGCGGGACAUUUCUGAAUCUGACAGCAUGAAGCAGAACCUUAUUGUGUCAGUCAGAGAUAACGGACAGCCCUCUCUCUCAGCCACGUGCGCACUGUAUUUACUUGUAUCAGAUAACUUGGCUGAAGUGCCAGAACUGAAAGACAUGUCUCAUGACGAGAGCAGCUCCAAACUGACGUUUUAUUUGAUCAUCGCGCUGGUGUCCGUCUCCACUUUCUUCCUGACCUUCAUCAUCAUCAUCCUGGCCGUGAGGUUUUGUCACAGGAGAAAGCCCAGACUGUUGUUUGAUGGAGCUGUAGCCAUUCCCAGCGCGUAUCUGCCUCCAAAUUACGCAGAGGUGGAGGGCGCGGGAACUCUCCGCAGCGCCUACAAUUAUGACGCAUACCUGACCACGGGCUCGCGCACUAGUGACUUCAAGUUCGUCAGAUCUUAUAAUGAUGGCACGCUGACUGCUGACCUGACUCUGAGAAAGACUCAGUCUUCUAUUGAUGAUCUUGAAGGACUUGAUGAAGAGGUCAUUUCUUUUUCCGAGGUAGGCGAUUUUCACAUAAUUGUUUAG
Messenger RNA from Danio aesculapii, 1185 nucleotides. RefSeq names its product protocadherin gamma-A1-like. Gene Ontology annotation, cellular component: plasma membrane. The record is from RefSeq and is a predicted model, not a curated record. The transcript is spliced from 2 exons. Gene Ontology annotation, molecular function: calcium ion binding. Gene Ontology annotation, biological process: homophilic cell-cell adhesion. Lineage: Eukaryota; Metazoa; Chordata; Actinopteri; Cypriniformes; Danionidae. Bases 70 to 1185 code for a protein of 371 amino acids.